ACAACCCUACUUCAAAGCCCCCAAAGCCAGCAAUCAGCAAUACAGAGCAAUAUAGGAGCGACAGCUGCGGAGACCGCACACAUACACAAACUAGCAGCGAAAGACACAAUUACAUACACGGCCAUCAAUAUACACUUUUGUAUAGUUUAGUUGUUGUUGUUGGUGGCGAAAAAAAGUGAAAAUCAAAGAAAACUGCGUUUCUUAGCCAAUUACCUUAUUGCCACAAUCAUGAAGUUCCAGUACAAGGAAGAGCACGCUUUCGAGAAGCGACGCGCUGAGGGGGACAAGAUCCGUCGCAAAUAUCCAGACCGUGUGCCUGUGAUUGUUGAGAAGGCACCCAAGGCGCGUAUUGGAGAUCUGGACAAGAAGAAGUACCUGGUGCCCUCUGACCUCACCGUCGGCCAGUUCUACUUUCUGAUUCGCAAGCGCAUCCACCUGCGUCCCGAGGAUGCACUCUUCUUCUUUGUGAACAACGUCAUUCCACCAACAUCGGCUACCAUGGGAUCCCUCUAUCAGGAACAUCAUGAGGAGGAUUACUUCCUGUACAUUGCCUAUUCGGAUGAGAAUGUCUAUGGAAUGGCCGCGAUUAACUAACUUGGCUAAGAAACCGAAACAACACACACACACACACACCCACACACCCCCUAUAUAUAAAUAUAAACUAUAUUUUAUGUUUCGCAAGCAGCUUAAAAAAAAAAAAAAAUAAGGACGCAAAAGUUAGCUAAACGAAUUGAAAAAAAAAAAUAACAAAAAAAAAAAUAUAUAUGAUCUGAACUUAGGAAACAAAACAAAAAAAAAAAGAAGAAAAAACCAAAACAGAAAAACGACAAAAAACAAUUGUUAUGUGAAGAAUUAUUUUAUAUAUAUACACAUUUUUCUAAAAACGCGUUAGUAUUUCAACUAAAGUCCAUUAACUAACACCCCUAACUAUACCCCCCUCCCUCCCUCGUGCAAUAAAAUAUUUCGCACUUUUGUACUUUACUUUGCUUUAAAUUUUGUUUUUUUUUUAACGUUUUUUUUUUUAAAUGCGCUCCUUUUCUCCUACAACCCCCUCUAUAUAUGAGUUUUUUUUUUUUUUAAAACAAUACAAGAAAAUUUUGUGCAUAUUUAGUGUGUAUGGUUACGAAUAGGACUCUCUCGGUUAAGUGUAUGGUAAUUAAUCUAUUAUUAAAUAAAUAAAAACAACAAAAGUAUACAAA
Drosophila ananassae is the source of this 1199-nucleotide messenger RNA. It is a transcript of the gene Atg8a, whose product is annotated as gamma-aminobutyric acid receptor-associated protein. The record is from RefSeq and is a predicted model, not a curated record. Gene Ontology annotation, biological process: macroautophagy; autophagosome assembly; cellular response to nitrogen starvation. Gene Ontology annotation, cellular component: cytosol; autophagosome; autophagosome membrane. The coding region runs from base 229 to 594 and encodes 121 amino acids. Gene Ontology annotation, molecular function: ubiquitin protein ligase binding; GABA receptor binding. The transcript has 3 exons. Lineage: Eukaryota; Metazoa; Arthropoda; Insecta; Diptera; Drosophilidae.